This is a messenger RNA of Amoebophrya sp. A25, 4059 nucleotides long. Lineage: Eukaryota; Dinophyceae; Syndiniales; Amoebophryaceae. The record is from the annotation of a GenBank genome assembly.
GGAUGAGCCAGGCUUCGUUGUAUAUUUUCUCAAUUGAAUCAUAAUCUUCUAUUAUGAAGAGACCAGUACAACAAAUUAUCAACGAGGACGUUGACACAAAGAGAACUGCUGUCUGAGAUAUUACACAUUCUUUGAUAAACCAAAAACGGAUAAAACAACAUGGUCGUCGGUGACUCGUCACCUCUUCCUCCUUCCACCAUGGAAGCGAUCCUAUCAGGAUCAUCACAGCUCUUCUCGUGGUCUUUUUUGCAGAGCCUAACUACAUCAAUAUUGGAGACGGCGGGACAGCGGACAGCCUUGCCGGCUCCGCUUCCAUCGAUGCCAGUAGGUGAGCUCCAACUUCACCGUGGAUCCACCAGCAUGGAAAAAAUGGACUUCGAAGACUUCGAGGGCAACUACCUGGAACGAGCACCCCUCCGCCGUCUAGCUUCUCCCUCUACCCAGCCCGUGCUCACAGAAGCGGACCAAGGACUCAGAGUGCGCGUUCACGUGCUAUUACUGGUGACGGCUUUGGCGGCGGGGUAUGGGGUCUACGUGACGAAGUACGAAGGAUGGAAAAAUAUGAUGAAAAAUGCUCCUUCUGCAUCACAUUCAAGCGCAGGACUCGAUGAUGGAGUUGACGACGCUCGACGAUUCAAAAUGCACUAUCUGGCGGCGUAUUUGCUGGCGAUGCUAGGCGAUUGGCUGCAGGUGUUCGGGAGAUGUUCGAUUUAGACUUGUGAGGGAAUAAUUUUUACAAUAUCUGCAUCUACGUCCAACAUAAACAUUCAUCCGCCUUGAUGUUCAUCGAUCCCGCUCCAACACCUACCUUGACGAAAUCAACAGGGCCCCUACGUGUACGCCCUCUACGCUGCCUAUGGCUUUUCGCAUGAGGAUAACAGCAGAUUGUUCAUCUUUGGAUUCGGGAGCUCGAUGUUGUUCGGCACCUUCAUUGGCGGAUACGCUGACAAGUACGGGCGAAAAAAGUUCGCCAUACUCUAUUGUGCGGUCUACGCUUGUUCCUGCAUGACCAAACACUUCAACUCGUUCUUCAUGCUGUCGAUUGGACGAAUCUUAGCUGGGAUCGCGACUAGUCUGCUGUACUCGGUGUUCGAGUCCUGGGUAGUGUGUGAGCAUGGCAACCGUGAAUUCCCUGACUCAGUGCUUGGUGAUAUUUUUUCACUGUCAAUCUUCGGAAACUCCUGCGUGGCGAUCGGUGCAGGGUUCGUAGCGCAGUGGGUCUCGGAUUUGUAUCCGUUCACCAAAUUGUCAGAGACGAUUUUUAUGACUGUAGUACUUGAUGUCGUGACUGUAGUCAUUCAGCAUGUUGUAGAAGUAGUUGAUAUUUGCGGGUCCUAGAGAGCAACCCCCGCUGUGCCUGGGGCGAUAAUAAAUUCGCGAGUUUCUGCUCGCUGCAUGCCUUCUGACAGCCCCACUGACUUUCCCUACUCCCUUCUAACCUCCACAUCGGGCAAUACACGAAUCCUUUCGACUUCGCAGCUUUUAUCUUGGCAGGUUGUGGUUUGCUGAUUCAUACCUUCUGGACAGAAAAUGUUGGUGGAACGGCUAUUGAAGAGCGUGAAGACGGAGGCAACAUGAUAAAGAAAUCCACAGGAGAUGGACAUGGUUCACCCAGUGCAAUAGGCCGUGGAUCUGCCUCUCCAGCUAACAAAAACGCACCAGCGUCUGGGUCAAACAGGGGCGGAAGAGGUUCAGGAAAGCUAGAGGACAUUGAACUAGAAGAGGAGCCGGUUGUGGUGUUGUCUGCGGACGUCGGCGAAGAAAUUCAGCAUCAGUCGGACUUCCAUGAAGCAUGGCAUAUCCUUAAAACCAAUACUGAAGUUCGCUGUUUGGCAUUGAUUUGCGGUUUCUUCGAGUCGUCGAUGUUCAUCUUCGUGUUCUUGUGGACGCCAGCGAUCAUGCAGGCUGACGGUGGUGGCAUCAAGAAUCCGCCGUUUGGUCUGGUUUUUGCGCUCUUCAUGCUUGGAUGCAUGGCAGGCAGCUGCCUGUUCUCGUGGCUCACGACGUUAUGAUAUUUUUGUUGACGUGAUGAAGAUGAACUAGAUUUUGGACUUGAGCUCGCGGUUGAGGAGCGCGUGCAAGACAAUGGGCCUACAGCAAUACCAGUUCUUGAAUUUGUUGAAGGAUUGCUGAUUUGCAAAUUGCACCUUUUGUCUACUUGUACCUAAGUACUUAGUUAGUAGUUGGUUUGUCAAACUUCUCCUGACAAUGCCUCCGCUUUCAUCAUCCCCAGCAAGCGAAGGCGGAUCGGCAUCAGAAUGGGAAACACCGAAAUUGGCGUUUCUGAUAUUCGUCCUCUCUGCAUUGGCUCAUGGGCUCGUUGUUUUUAUGUGAGUGAAUAGUUGUUGAAGUGGACAUAAUUGCUGAUGUUCAUUGAGAAAGUUGGAAAAACUAAGUACUAUAUUCAACGGAAAGGGUUUUUGAUCUUCACUCACUUUGAAUGCGCAUGUUGUAGUUUUCUGGUACUAUGUGAUCAUAUCUUCCGGCUACAGCACCGGGACCAGUCUACUUUCUUUCCUCCUAAAGGUUCAAGUUAUAUAGAGCAUAGUGUCCAAAUCCAAUCACAUCAUUCCACCCGUGCCGUCGAGCAAGGACCCUUUCCACCCAACACGUUCCUCUUUCAUUUCUCUAUCCAGUGGCAGCUUCUUGAUUCUGUCAGCCUUCGUGCUAUUCGAGAUUUGCGUCGGGCUAUACUUCCCAACGAUGGGGAUGUUGAAGAGCAAAAUCGUGCCAGAAAGUUGUCGUUCGACAAUGUACAACUUUUUCUUAUGAUCGAUGCCGAUCGCAUUUGGUAGCUGUAGAUGUCGACGAUGGAGAAGAAGAUGUACCUUCUAGGUAGAACUAUGAUCUAGUUCUUCUUGGGAGAACACAUGGAAAUUCUGGGGGCUAGCACGCGUCACAUUGAUGACACAUGGGGUACACCACCAGGGUGAGGGGCGAGACCUCCGUAAACAAUCCUAUUUCAGGAAGAUGCCAUAAAUCACAACCUCUAAUCUUCCGCGUACCUCUGAACUUCAUUGUGUGCUGCGUACUUUUGUCGAAUGUGCCAGUGAAAUUGGGUUUUACUCUGACAACGGCUUUGCUCUCGAGUUGCGUCUACAUGCUUUUCCUCAUGUUCGGUGCGGGACCUUUGUUAUGACUUCUAAGCCUAUCGUCCUAGUACUAGGACUCGUACUAUCAUGAUUGGUAUCGGACGAGUACUUGUUGAACAAAGAAGCAGCUGUUAUUUCGUAAUUUUUUGCUGUUGUUCUAAUUUUGACCGGUGGUAGCAGCACGACUAACGCAGCACGUGACAUUGCAAACGGCAGUCGAAUUGAUGGCGACGGGGUCUGACAUGGGUGGCGGAUCAUUGAAGAUAUCGUACGAAAAAACUCUAUUUAUAAAUAUGUAUCAGGGAGGGAGGCCCCCCCUGUGGAUGGAGCGGUGGUGGCGUCAAUAAAAAAAGUUGAGGUCUCUCUGUAUUCGGUUUGGUUCCUCGUCUAGAUACAACUCGUGAACAGCUCGUGGAAGGAGAGGCUAAAGUACCAAUUCAUUUUCAAAGCAAAAAGUCAAAGUCACUUACUUAGCAGGGAGUAGAAAUGAGUAGUUGUAGUUCAAGUGUAAUUUGAAGAUUCCGUACAAUUAUCCAUACUCCUACUCGUCAAAAAUCACUGCGAAUAUCCUGUACACAUUCUCAAGAACAAAUACUAGAGGGUCAAUGAACCAAUCAAUUUUUUACAUCUACCACACCAUUAUACGGCUUAGCCCUGGCACUACCUACAUACCUCAUUGUUAAGAUUUACUAUGAUAGCUCUGACAUCUUUACGAUGAAUACUUUGAUCCCUGAAUUACUAUGUGAGCUGUCGAAGUGAUGUAACUUUGCCUUGGUUCCGCAGUUGUGGACUUUUAUCUGAUAAUGAUUAAUUUUUUUUUAUUUUGUUGGUGUGGAUCUGUCGUGACUUCUUAGUGCUCGUGGAAGCUUUUAUGCAUGACCAAGUCAAAACCACAAAGACGAACCCGUUCCUGUGUAAUCAUGAAAACGUUCUCACAUACGCUUAUUCACCGAGAGGGAAAAAGAAC